GCGCUACUGCCUGUGCAACCCCGGGGUGUUCACCUGCACAGACACGUGCUACGUGCUGUCGUUCGCGGUGAUCAUGCUGAACACGAGCCUGCACAACCCCAACGUGCGCGACAAGCCCUCGGCCGAGCGCUUCGUGGCCAUGAACCGCGGCAUCAACGACGGCGGCGACCUGCCCGAGGAGCUGCUCAGGAACCUGUACGAGAGCAUCCGCUCUGAGCCCUUCAAGAUCCCCGAGGACGACGGCAACGACCUCACGCACACCUUCUUCAACCCCGACCGCGAGGGCUGGCUGCUCAAGCUGGGCGGGCGGGUGAAGACGUGGAAGCGCCGCUGGUUCAUCCUGACCGACAACUGCCUCUACUACUUCGAGUACACCACGGACAAGGAGCCGCGGGGGAUCAUCCCCCUGGAGAACCUGAGCAUCCGCGAGGUCGAGGAUCCGCGCAAACCG
Molecule: messenger RNA, 451 nt
Organism: Onychostruthus taczanowskii (white-rumped snowfinch)
Lineage: Eukaryota; Metazoa; Chordata; Aves; Passeriformes; Passeridae
Product: cytohesin-2
Exons: 5
Biological process (GO): regulation of ARF protein signal transduction
Molecular function (GO): guanyl-nucleotide exchange factor activity
Source: RefSeq, a predicted model, not a curated record